UUCCGUCGGACGUACGCACUUCCGGCCGCCUGGAGCCAAUGACGGCGCGGCCGCGGGUGUUCCCCUCGCUGGCGUCCGGGCUGCGGGUCGUCCGGCGAAGGACUCGGGCCGCUUUGCUCUGAGGACGCGACGCCUUAGCUUCUUGGACUUCCCUUUGCAGUGUGAGUCCUAGCUGAGCAGUUACUUCCCCCGAGGGGCUGAUAAGCCUUUGACGAAGACAACCCGGGAGGUGCCAGAGUGUGCCGCUCAGAUCCAGCGCCGUCAGGGUCCUAGCAUGGAAAAUCCCCAGAAGACAGAAGUGGUUCUCCUGGCCUGUGGCUCCUUUAACCCAGUCACCAACAUGCACCUGCGGCUGUUUGAGCUGGCCAAGGACCACAUGAACGCAACAGGAAAAUACAGGGUUAUCAAAGGCAUCAUUUCUCCCGUUGGCGACGCCUACAAGAAGAAAGGUCUCAUCUCUGCCCAUCACCGAGUGAUCAUGGCACAACUUGCCACCCAGACUUCCAGCUGGGUGGAAGUGGACACCUGGGAAAGUCUGCAGAAGGAGUGGGUGGAGACUGCCAAGGUGCUAAGACACCACCAGGAGAAGCUGGAGGCUAGGGGCUGUGAGCAGCAGGACUCCCCUGUGCUGGAGAGGCCUGGCCGGAAGAGGAAGUGGGCUGAACAAAGAUCAGAAUUGAAUCAGAAGAAGACCCUAGAGCCGCAAAGAAAAGACGUGCCCGAGGUCAAGCUGCUGUGCGGGGCAGACCUGCUGGAGUCCUUCGGUGUCCCCAACCUGUGGAAGCGCGAGGACAUCGCCAACAUCGUGGGGGACUACGGGCUCGUCUGCGUCACCCGGGCUGGAAACGACGCUCAGAGGUUCAUCUACGAAUCGGAUGUGCUGUGGAGACACCAGGCCAACAUUCACCUGGUGAACGAAUGGGUCACCAACGACAUCUCGUCCACGAAGAUCCGGCGAGCCCUCCGAAGGAGCCAGAGCAUCCGCUACUUGGUCCCAGACCUCGUCCAAGAAUACAUCGAGAAGCAUAAUUUGUACAGCGCCGAGAGCGAGGAGAGGAACGUCGGGGUCCUCCUGGCGCCGCUGCAGAGAAACACGGCCGCCACUAACUCACGAACCACCACAGCGUGAAGCUGCGCGCCGCCCCUGGGGGCUCUGAAACUGUCUGGGUGUCAGCAGUUUGAUUGAUUUGAGCCAGAGAGAGCAGCUGGGGGAAGGAAUUGUGAUCCUCUUUCAUCCAUUGAAACUUGAAAGUUUGGUAAAAAUCGGCAGUAAAUUAAAAUCAGGUUUAUUUUUUUUUUCUUU
This is a messenger RNA of Myotis daubentonii (Daubenton's bat), 1303 nucleotides long. It is a transcript of the gene NMNAT1, whose product is annotated as nicotinamide nucleotide adenylyltransferase 1. Gene Ontology annotation, biological process: NAD+ biosynthetic process. Gene Ontology annotation, cellular component: nucleus. The record is from RefSeq and is a predicted model, not a curated record. Gene Ontology annotation, molecular function: nicotinamide-nucleotide adenylyltransferase activity; nicotinate-nucleotide adenylyltransferase activity. Lineage: Eukaryota; Metazoa; Chordata; Mammalia; Chiroptera; Vespertilionidae.